AUGUUACGCCAAGCGGUUAGAUCAACCAGUGUUUUUUCUAGAGCCAGCAGAUUGGGUUUGGUGCGUUACCAAAGUAGCGCAGCAGCUGUGAACGGAGGAGCCAAUGCUGCUGCCCCAGCUGCCACCCCAGUGGAUCCUAAGAUUGCCCAAAUUGUGCAAGAUAUUUCUAAGUUGACUCUUUUGGAAACAUCUGCUUUGAUCCAAGAGUUGAAGACCCAAUUGAAUAUUCCAGACAUUUCUUUCCCAGCAGCUGGUGCUGGCACUCCAGCAGCAGCAGCUCCAGCUGAAGAAGCCAAGGAAGAGGAAGUUGUCGAAGAGAAGACAAUUUUCUCCAUCAAGUUGGAAUCCUUCGAUGCCAAGUCCAAGCCAAAGAUCAUUAAGGAAGUGAAGAACUUGCUAGGUUUGUCAUUGGUUGAAGCCAAGAAGUUUGUCGAGAGUGCACCAAAGGUCUUGAAGGAAAAUGUCGCCAAGGAGGACGCAGACAAGGUUAAGGCUGCUUUGGAGGGUCUAGGUGCCAAGAUUGUCUUGGAGUAG
Molecule: messenger RNA, 534 nt
Organism: Kluyveromyces marxianus DMKU3-1042
Lineage: Eukaryota; Fungi; Ascomycota; Saccharomycetes; Saccharomycetales; Saccharomycetaceae
Gene: MNP1
Product: mitochondrial 54S ribosomal protein bL12m
Exons: 1
Coding region: 1-534 (177 amino acids)
Biological process (GO): translation
Cellular component (GO): ribosome
Molecular function (GO): structural constituent of ribosome
Source: RefSeq, a predicted model, not a curated record